AUGAGCAACAGCGACAACGAGAUCGACAACGCCCUCGGCGGGCAGUCCGGCGUCGCCUCUGCGACUACGACUCCCGCGGCUCCGGCCGCUGCGGCAAACGUGCCCGCCGACCUGGCUGCGAUCCAGGCCAUGGUGGACGCCGGCGUCGUGGUCGGCGCGGACCCCGAGCCGGCGAUUCCCGCAGCUCAGCGACGUGCGCAGAUUGAGGCCGAGCUGGCUGCCAAGGGUCAGAAACCCGUCGAGCCCCAGCCCGAGCCGGACUCGGAGUCCAGCUCCGAAUUCGAGUCUUCUUCCGAGGAAGAGUCGGACGACGAGCAGCCCAAGGACAAGUCAAAGCCCAAGCCGCUUACGAACGAGGAGCAGAAGGAUCUGAGGGAUAAACUCGACAAGUUUUACGGAUAUGAGGUCAUGAGCGAUAGCGAGGAGGAGGAGCUGGACGAGGAGGAGGACGCGGAGCUCGCCAUGAUGGAGGCGAUGGGGCUCGACGACGACUCUGGCCCAGUCAUGUCCGCACACGAACAGCCUCUCCCGCCCGUCUCUGCGCCGCCGAUUGCCCAGCUUCCCGCCGACAUGCCGACUACAUGUGCGGGUGAGAUUGUGUCUUGGAUGAAGGACAAGGCGGUCGAGAACUGGCUCGCCAAGCAGGAGAAGGGCGAGGGGACCGGCGAGGACAGGAAGAAGGGGGAAGGCAAGGACGAGGCGAUGGCCGAAGACAAGCCUGAAACUACCGAGGAGAAGCCCGCCGAGCCUGCUGCUCCUGCUGUAGCUCCCGCCGACACGACCGAGACGAAGGACGACGUUGAGAUGGGCGACUCGACGCCUACCGGUGCCACCAACGCUGCCACUGAGGAACCCAAGUCGGACGCCGUCGACUCCAAGCCCGAGCCCAAGUUCACGUCCUCCGGCACGCUCAUCAUCAAAGCCCUCCCUCUGCCGGGCUACCUCGAGUCUGGCUCCAUCCUCGCCACGUCCUCGGGUGCGGUGUUGGGUGUAGUGUACGACACGUUCGGUCCCCUCUCCCAGCCAUUCUACAAUCUCCGCCUUCCCCCGCCUCCCUACUCCAUCCCCGCCAUCUCUCCAGGCGACAAGGUCUUCGUCCCUGCGUCCGAGGAGUACCGUUUCUUCGUGGACAUGAACGCGGUGCGGGACCCGCGAUUCCGCUCAGACGCCUCAAACGUGUACGACGAGGAGGUGGGCGAGGACGAGCGCGAGUGGAGCGACGACGAGAAGGAGGCGGAAGCCAAGCGGCUCAAGAAGGCGAAGAGGAAAGCGAAGCGUGGUGGAGCCGCUGCCUCGGGGGGUGAUGGACGGCCAGUGGCCGAACUGCCCGCCCAUCUCCCGCCCCGACCUGGGGGAUUGCCCGUGUACGACGACGAGACGCCGGCGGGCGCGCCGGGGCAGAGGCGUGGCCAGGGCCAGGGCCGCGAGCGCGGUGGAAGGGGAGGAGGAGGAGGAGGCAGGGGAGGACGAGGCCGUGGGCAAGGACGUCCCAUGGCUGGAAGAGACCAGUUCCCAGGCUUCACGAACAAUCCCCAGGGAUACCCCAACAUGCCCUAUGCGCCGGCGGGGUACAAUCCCAUGCAGCCUGCAUACGGCAUGAACCCGAUGAUGGGCAUGCAGGGCAUGCCUGGCAUGCCGAUGGGUAUGCAGGGCAUGGGAGGCAUGCAGGCCAUGCCGAUGAACAUGGGCGGUAUGGGGGCCAUGGGCGGGUUCUAUAACCCUCAACAGUAUGGCGGACAGCAGGGACAGCAGUAUGGCGCUCCGCAACAGCAGCAGCAGGGCGGUCAGCAGGGCAACGCGCCCGCUAUCAACCCGAGGUUCGCUCAGCAGUACGGGUUCUGGCCGGGACAGCAGGCGCCGGGAGGACAGGGCGGGGAGCAGCAGCCGCCGUACUCUGAGUGA
This is a messenger RNA of Trichosporon asahii var. asahii CBS 2479, 1902 nucleotides long. Its product is annotated as transporter. Gene Ontology annotation, biological process: ribosome biogenesis; pseudouridine synthesis; box H/ACA snoRNP assembly. The transcript has a single exon. The record is from RefSeq and is a predicted model, not a curated record. Gene Ontology annotation, cellular component: sno(s)RNA-containing ribonucleoprotein complex. Bases 1 to 1902 code for a protein of 633 amino acids. Gene Ontology annotation, molecular function: RNA binding. Lineage: Eukaryota; Fungi; Basidiomycota; Tremellomycetes; Trichosporonales; Trichosporonaceae.